UCUUUAAUGUGGAUUAAAUCCUAAACCUUUGACGUCCUCAUUUUUUAAAGAUAUAAACAGGGAGAUUUCACACACCGUUCAGAAAUAAUGGCUUCGUUUGGAUCUCUUAAGCAGGCUAUCUUUGAUAGACAAACAAGAAAACAGCAAUACCAAGAUCACAUACGAGGCCUGAAUGCUUAUGAUCGCCACAAGAAAUUCCUCAAUGAUUAUGUUGGAUUUUAUGGAAGAGAGAGAUCCACACAAGAAAAGUUGCCUGUUAGAACAGAUCAGGAUACUCUUAAAGAAGGAUACCGAUUCAUACGAACUGAGGAAGAUGAUAUGAAUCCAUCUUGGGAGCAAAGGCUGGUGAAGCGCUACUAUGACAAGCUAUUCAAAGAAUAUUGUAUAGCUGAUAUGACACACUAUAAGAGUGGCAAGAUUGGUCUGAGAUGGAGGACCGAAAAGGAAGUGACAUCUGGUAAAGGGCAUUUUGUCUGUGGUAACAAACACUGCAAUGAGAGAGAUGGUCUAGCAAGUUACGAGGUGAAUUUUUCAUAUGUUGAAGCAGAAGAAAACAAACAAGCCCUGGUGAAAUUGGUAGCCUGUGAGAGAUGUGCAGAAAAGCUUCUUUAUAAAAAGAGGAAAGAGAAGGAUCAAUCUAGAGAAGACCUGAAAGAUAAGCAUCGAAGGAAAAGGGGAAGAUCUGUGAGUGAUGAUGAACAUAAGGAUGAUAAUUACGAACGAAGGAAAAUGGGAAGAUCUGUGAGUGAUGAUGAAAAUAAGGAUGAUAAUUACAAACGAAGGAAAAAUGAAAGAUCUGUAAGUGAUGAUGAUACUGAGGAUGAUAAUUACGAACGAAGGAAAGGAAGGAGUAGAGGGUCAAAGGCUCCAACUUCAUCUGAUAAUCCGGAUAAUGAGAAUAUGGAUGAGUAUCUGGAGGGAAUGUUUCCUUGACAGGAGGCUACUGAUGUUUUUGUAGAGAUUUUGAAGUUUUCAUUAAAUUUGUUUAGAUUGCAACUAGGUAUUUUUGUUUGGACAAUGGAGAGGAAAUUUGGUUGGAAAAGCUGGAGUAAGGUCGUAUUUUUGAAAGGCUAGACUGGUUAAGAAAUACAUGAAGGAACCUGGAAACGCUGGAAGUGGGGAGCUCAAGUUUUCUAUUGGGUUGUCUGAUCAUCCAUGUAAAAUCAAGAAGUGUAGCAAGUGAUGUUUCUACUUAGUUUUCAACAGUUUUUUUGCUAAUAAGUAGCUCCUCGGAAUGUAAAUAUAUGAUCCAUGUACACUUAUGUUGGUUAUGAAGUUCACUCCUUUGACCUAAUGGAUGUCUCAUCUUCAAUAUUGUAGAUCAAUUCAAC
This is a messenger RNA of Solanum verrucosum, 1331 nucleotides long. RefSeq lists its product as uncharacterized. Gene Ontology annotation, biological process: dephosphorylation. The coding region runs from base 88 to 933 and encodes 281 amino acids. Lineage: Eukaryota; Viridiplantae; Streptophyta; Magnoliopsida; Solanales; Solanaceae. Gene Ontology annotation, molecular function: phosphatase activity. The record is from RefSeq and is a predicted model, not a curated record. The transcript has a single exon.